Molecule: messenger RNA, 1192 nt
Organism: Acanthoscelides obtectus
Lineage: Eukaryota; Metazoa; Arthropoda; Insecta; Coleoptera; Chrysomelidae
Source: the annotation of a GenBank genome assembly
UGUCAACAUUUUUUGGGACAUGUCAAGCACCUAACCUAACUUUACUUUCACGUGUUGUUUAUGGAGUAAAAUGGGGAAUAAACAAAAACCGCAAAAGAAUUUAAAAAGGAAGGUACAAGAAGCAGAAAACAAGCAAGAGACUGAAGCAGAAUCAAGCGAAGAGGAGGACUUCCUCAACGCCGUGAACGGUGAAGAAGAAGACAGUUCAGAUUCAGACAGGGAACUUGAAGAUUCGGAAGAUGAAGAUAACGAACUUUUUGAAAGACAAUCUGAAGCAAGCUCUGAUAGUGUAUCGGAAGAUAGUGCUGGAGAGGCAGGUGAUAGUGAGGAAGAUCAGGAAGAAGACGACGAGGGGAAAGAAGAAGAAGAUACCGAAGACGAGUCUGAGAGCAGUGAGGACGAGUCUGGGAGUGAGCGUGAAGAAGAAGUACAACGUAAGAAGAGAAAAAAUGAAAUGGGUGGAACAAAACAGGAAGGUGUGGAGAAUGGCACAGGAGCAGGAAAUAUAGGAGCAGGAGGUUCUUCAAAAGACGAAUAUGCUGACUGCGAUACGUCCGAUGAAGAAGACAUCAGAAAUACAGUUGGCAACAUUCCAAUGAACUGGUAUGAUGAGUACAGGCAUCUGGGCUACGAUUGGGAUGGUGAUCAAAUCCUGAAGCCUGAGACUGGUGAUCAUCUGGAUGCUUUCCUCAAACGAAUGGAGGAUCCAGACUUCUGGAGAACUGUCAAGGACCCACAAACUGGUCAAAAUGUUGUUCUGAGUGAGGAAGAUAUCCAGCUUAUCAAAAGAAUCAGAGGUCAGAAGAUUCCAGAUGCCACAUUCGAUGAAUAUGCUCCAUGGAUCGAGUGGUUUACGAGUCAAGUCGAGCAGAUGCCAAUUCGCAAAUUCCCAGAGCACAAAAGAUCAUUUUUGCCAAGCAAGCAUGAGGCUAAGCAAGUGUCUAAACUGGUGCACGCUCUGAAGAUGGGCUGGAUCAAAACCAGGGAGGAGCAAGCAAAACUAAGAGCAAAGAAAGAACCUCAAUUUUACAUGCUUUGGCAAACUGAUGAUCAACCAGAGGAAAUGAGAAGAAUCCACAAGCACAUUUCAGCUCCUAAGAGAGCCCUGCCAGGUAGGACUGUUUUAUAUUACUUGGUACUAUUAAAUAAUCUUUUAUUAGGUGCUUCGUAUAGUUUAUCUGAAGUCUCUUGA